AUGGUCGACAUUGUCCCCCUAUCAAGCUACCCAAGCUACAUCGACCUCCUCCCCUCAAUCCAAACCUGCAACAUCACCAACCUUCCCGAGAACUACUUCCUAAAAUACUACCUCUACCACGCUCUCACAUGGCCACAACUCUCCUUCGUCGCUGUCGUGCGACCCAAGAACGGCUACGCUAAAAGCAAUGGCAUCGCCGGUGCCGGCGCAGCGGGCAAUGUCGCCGGCGAGUAUCCCAAGGUCGUGGGAUACGUGCUCGCGAAGAUGGAAGAGGAGCCAACGGAUGGGAUGCAGCAUGGACAUAUUACCAGUUUGAGUGUUAUGCGGACGCACAGGAGGUUGGGAAUUGCGGAGCGGUUGAUGCGAAUGAGUCAACGCGCAAUGUCUGAAUCGCACCGUGCAAACUACGUUUCCCUACACGUCCGCGUGUCUAAUACGGCGGCUCUUCGUCUCUAUCGGGAUACAUUGGGCUUUGAGGUCGAGAAAGUGGAGAGCAAGUACUAUGCCGAUGGCGAAGAUGCUUAUGCGAUGCGAUUGAAGCUCGAUGACCAGUGGCUGGAUUGGAAGUCGAUUGAGAAGCGUAUUGCGGCGGAGGACAAGGCCAAGGCUGGGAAGGAGGAUGCAGACGGUGAUGAGGGAGAGCCUGUUGGUGAGAUGGGGAAGAAAGAGGACGGAAAAGAGGGCGAGAAGAUGGUUAAGGUGAAGGUUGGGAGAGGACUCGGAGUUGGGGAUUUGGUGGAGAGGAAUGAGAGUCAGGUUUAA
This is a messenger RNA of Penicillium maclennaniae, 762 nucleotides long. RefSeq names its product peptide alpha-N-acetyltransferase complex A subunit ARD1. The record is from RefSeq and is a predicted model, not a curated record. The coding region runs from base 1 to 762 and encodes 253 amino acids. The transcript is spliced from 2 exons. NCBI's taxonomy places the organism in Eukaryota, Fungi, Ascomycota, Eurotiomycetes, Eurotiales, Aspergillaceae. Gene Ontology annotation, cellular component: NatA complex. Gene Ontology annotation, molecular function: protein-N-terminal-glutamate acetyltransferase activity; protein N-terminal-serine acetyltransferase activity. Gene Ontology annotation, biological process: N-terminal peptidyl-glutamic acid acetylation.